Penicillium alfredii is the source of this 444-nucleotide messenger RNA. RefSeq lists its product as uncharacterized. Lineage: Eukaryota; Fungi; Ascomycota; Eurotiomycetes; Eurotiales; Aspergillaceae. The transcript has a single exon. Bases 1 to 444 code for a protein of 147 amino acids. The record is from RefSeq and is a predicted model, not a curated record.
AUGGUUUCGAAUCUGUCAAUCAUUAGUCAUCCUGUCGCUGUGACCUUGCCGGAGGUCAAGUGGCUGUUGGAUUUGACGUCCUUGAACCAGUGGGCUCCGGCCCUGAACGCAGAGGUCCCCCGGGAGAUACUUGACAUGAUCCAGCCGCUUGUUCCACAAAGCUCAAUCAUCGGGGCAAGGGGGGAUGUUAUUGAUGGGCCCGCUCGUCAGGCAAAAACUGAACGCCUGAAGACCCAGGUGAAUGUGCUCUACACGACUAUCCAGCAGGCAAACCAGGACUUCUGGUCUGCUCUUGCAAGUCCAGCAAGACAUCUGGCAGCGCGCCCUAGUGCAUCCUCUGCAGGAAGCGUGGAGGAAACGCAGUUGACCUUGAUGUGGAACUAUCAAUCAUGGGGUGAGACGCCGGGGGCAAUGGAAUUUAUCAAGGCACAAUCCACAAAGUGA